This is a messenger RNA of Nezara viridula (southern green stink bug), 1851 nucleotides long. Lineage: Eukaryota; Metazoa; Arthropoda; Insecta; Hemiptera; Pentatomidae. The record is from the annotation of a GenBank genome assembly.
UAUCGGUUCAGUGAAGGUUACCUUUAAGUUCAGUGAAAGAUGGAGUACACGUACGGAAUAAACGGCGGGAACGGCAUGGUAGAUCCGCGACUUUCUCAACAAGUCUUUAGAAGCAACGGCGUGGUACCUCCGCCCAUCGUGGUGGACCUCUUUCCUCCAGCGUACCAGCAGGCUUAUGGACAAGAUCGUAACCGGCGAUCGCCCAAAACAGCACAUAACAGGUCAUCACCCAACAUAUCAUCGUCGAACACAUCACCCAACAGAGCGUCGCCCAACAGAGCAUCGCCUAACAGAUCAUCGCCAAAAGGAUCACCUAAGAGAGGUUCACCAAAACAUGGAGACCAUGAGACGCCACCAGAAUCUAACGUCCGAAGAUAUAGGACUGCUUUCACGCGAGAUCAAAUCAACAUACUCGAAAUUGAGUUCAACAAAGAAGCCUAUGUCUCCAGGCCGAAACGAUGCGAGUUGGCAGCACAGCUACAAUUACCGGAAUCAACUAUCAAAGUGUGGUUCCAGAACAGACGGAUGAAGGAUAAGCGACAGAAGCUGGCGAUGGCUUGGCCGAUGUACGCUGCUUACACCGACCCCUCGAUAGCGGCUUCCAUCCUCUCCUCCAUGCACUACUCCUUCCCCAUGCACUACCCGAGGUACAUCAUCCCACCACCUCCUCCGGUCAUGCCCAUCUGUGACGGCUCUUCCAGCUGCCGCUGCGGCAUCUUCAAUUGCAUGACGUCGGCCUUCCCCAGCCCACCGCUCCCACUGACACCACCGCCACUCACCAGCGAGAAUAAGAAGCCACUCUUCCAACCAUACAAGGAGGAUGAAAACGUGUAGCCGCCUUUCCAAGAAGAUACUCCCCUUGUACAUAAGAAUACCCCUCAAUGUUGCCUUUUAGGUCAGUCUCAAAGUGACUGUUCAAUACAAGGCAUAUGUAGAUAUAAAUAAUCCAUUAUUGUAUUUUAACCAUUGUAUUUUAUUUUUUAAUUUAGGUAUAAAGUUAUACUGUGGUUUAUUGUUUAAGUUUUCGAAAAUAUUUGUGUUGAGCAUAUUUACUGAUAAAAUAUUUUUGGUAUAAAAUCAUGAUAUAAAAAAAAAAUAAAAACAUGUAAAAGUACUAGGUUAACCCAGUGAAAAAGACCCAGUGUAUGAAACUUAACACCACCACGUAGAAGCUACUGGUAGCUGAGUUGUGAUUUGGAAUUAUUCGUCAUGUUUUUAUUAAAUUUUAUUGAGACUGGUUUAACAGAAAUUUCCUCUUUAAUAGUGUACUUACGUGUUUUUUUUUAUUUCAUUUUAUUUUUUUGUGACGCUAAAUAUUAUGACAUAAAAUAAUUGUAACGAUGGAGAAGUUAAAAAAGUAAUAGAGAAGUUAGUUAACUGUCCGAUGAUGAAGAGAUAGAAAUUGAUAACAGAUUUUUUAAUUGUUGGUUAAGUACACAUAAAGUAGAAAAUUUCUUUUAAAUAUCUAUGAAUUCUUAUUAUAAAUAUAUAUAUGGUUAUUAAUGAAAUAUCCCAGUUAAGAAAAAAAAAUUUUUUGUUUUUAAAAAUCCGAUUUUAUCAUAACAUGUUCAGCACUAAUGUAGAAAUGAUCUCCUAUGUAGAGUUUUUACAUAUUAUGUAUUAUAUGAUAAAAAAUGGUUAUUUAUAUGUUAAUGUUAUUUGUUAUAAAAAAAUGUAAAAAUAAUUAUAUUUAUUAUGACAAAGUGCUAUGUUGUACAAAGCUUUAAUGGGGAAAAUUGUAUUUGUUAAUACAAACAAAUUCGAAAAAAUAUAUUUCAUUUUGAUAAUGAAUUUCUAAAUUAAUGCUGUUCUAGUUAUCAUUAUUAUCUAAGUCACAAAAUCUUUAAGCCA